GUUAUGUUUUCACAGAUGCAAUUCAAAUUUAACCACUUUGCGUCCACAUCCACUUCUACGUGGAGGUGUGUAUUUAGACAAGGAGGAGAGUGUUUCGGAAACGUUGCUCGCUUUCAAGCAACCAUUUAUUCAUUUGUGAAUGGAAUUUUAAUUGUCAAGAAAACAGAUGUAAUGCAUACGAGGUGGAUAUGUUUCUCGCAUAUAUGAUUCGUGGGUGGGCGUCGUGUGGGUGAAUGUCCCAUAAAUUUUCGCAUAAAAAUUUCUAUAAAGGCCCCACGUUCUGUAAAUGGGUUAAAUUUAUGCAGAGCAAAUAUGAAAAAAUACUAUAAAAUAAAAAUUGUCAAAACUGUCAAAUGAUUAGAAUACUCCCUUACAACUCAACCCAGCUAGAACAUGAAAGCAAAACUCAAUAUAAAAUUUAAUAGUUUUUUGUUGUGUAUCACACCGUUCUGCGUGUAGGUACUAUAGCAAAAAGUACUUGAUUCACACGCCACUUGCGAUUCGUGAUUGCUAACGACAUUACGUGGAUUUUGCGCGCGUUAAAACAAAAAAAAUAACUCAUUAACAACUUCGUCAAUCACUGAAAACGAUUUACAAUUAUCGAACGAACGAAAAGGAAGAAAAAUUUAUACUUUAAGCAACUUGUUCUCGUUUCACAAUUACGGCUUCAAUAAUAUCAAAUAAUAAUUUUGAUUGAGCUUUUUGAAGUUACUGGAAAUAUUAUAUUUAAUAAACAAAAACAGACAAGAUGUGCGGCGCCUUGUGGGAGUGUAUAAAAUGUCCAGGAAAGGUUGUGUGUUGUUGCUGCCAAUGCGCGCUAAAAAUGGUCCUAGGGAUUUUAUGUUCACUCUUUGGACUAAUUGUCGUUAUCGGACUGAUCGUGUACUUCACAGUAUUUUACCACAAGAAUAGUUCCAGCGACGAUCAACAAAAACUUUUAAGGGAGGCCAUCACUGCUGCGCCGCUAACAUUUAAGGAUUACUUCCAAAAACAAGAUUAAACAGUAUUUAAUUUACUCUAACAUUAAUUAGAGGAAUUUUCUUUAAUUUAGUAAAUCAAUGCUAAAACAUUUGUUUUUUAUCAAAAUUUCUAACUGUUUAGUCAGAAUUUUUUUUUAAUUUGCGUUGAUUUUUGAGUUUUCUUCUUUUUUUUUUUGGUUUUUGUUGACUGUGUUAUGAACUUUCUUUAAAUUUUUUUACAAUAUGUGAAAGAAAAUGUGGAGCAGCGUUAUUAAAAAAAUAAUUAUAAGUAAUCAAUCAACGCGAAUUUUGGCCGUCAGUGUAUGCAGGUUGUUCGUAAUUUUUUGUAUAGAAACCAAUACAAAUGUAAUAUUUUUAUAUGUAUGCAUGCACAUCGGCAACUGUUUGAUAAAAAUAAAUAAUAAUUUUGUAGUGCGUAAAGCCUUUAGUUAAUCUU
Molecule: messenger RNA, 1416 nt
Organism: Anastrepha ludens (Mexican fruit fly)
Lineage: Eukaryota; Metazoa; Arthropoda; Insecta; Diptera; Tephritidae
Gene: mex1
Product: protein midgut expression 1
Exons: 2
Coding region: 749-1000 (83 amino acids)
Source: RefSeq, a predicted model, not a curated record